GGUGAGGAGGAAGCAGGAUGAAGACAUGAAGACUCACAUGAGGAGGACGAGAAGUCAAACAGGGAGACGAUAAAAAGAGAGAGACAGAGGAGGAGAGGAAGACGUGAAGAUUUAACAGAAGAAGAAGAGAAAGCUGUUUUUCUUUCAUCGGGCGUUAAACUGACGGAGUCCAACUGAUCAUUUAAACUCUGCCUGCAGGACGGAGACAUGAGGAUGACUCCGGACACCGAGGAGUCCAUCAGGUGCACCGCGUCCACCUGCAGCUGUGUGUGCUUCAAACCUGGACGGGUCCAGCUCAGGUCAUGUGACCGCUGUGGACACAGCUGGGUGGCGCACGCCUUGGAGAAGCUCCAGUUUCGGGCCCAGCCUCCCUCCAGCUGUGGCCCAGUUGAGGUGGCUCUUCCUGGGCUGGUGUUCGACCUGAGCUCCCUGGUCUUGUAUGGAGCUCAGGCCAUUCCCGUUCGCUUGAAGAUCCUGCUGGACCGUCUCUACAGCAUCCUGACCCCGGAGCAGGUCGGGCACAUACUGCACACACUGGGAUGGAGCUUGGGGGAUUAUGUCAGAGGGUAUAAGCUGCAGCAUCCCAGUGGAAAGGUGUUGGACCGCUGGUUGAUGGUGUCUCCUGAAGAAGAGCUGCUCAUCCUCAAACAGUUCCUUCGCUUCGGUGAGACUCGCCCGAUCGUGGAGUUGAUGUCCCUUCAGUGCCUGGCAGCUGCCAAUCACUUCUCAAACCCGGCUCUGAGUCUCGGUUCGAAGAGCUUCAGCGCCUUCACUGAACGCCGAGCCCUGACUCCAGGAGAGUUUAAAAACACAAGAGGAGAUCCUGCUUCAGUUCCUGACGUGUGUCGCUUCAAGAAAAACAGCCCUCCAGACCACAACAUGGUCCAACACUUUGAGCACUUCCCAGGUGGACUGUCUUUGCUUCUACCUUUCCACUUUCCAAACUCUGCCUUCCACCUUCCCACUAAGGAGCUUCUUCCUCCAAGUAAGGUCCCAUGCCUUCGAAAGUCCAGCAAUUCCAAACUGGCUGAAAGACCCAAGCAGGAGGGACGGAGAGGACCGCAAGAGACCGAUCCGAAUCUGCAGCGAUCCAAAGACGAACCAGCGAUAAGAAUCAAAGCAGACCCCGACAAGCCGAACCCGUCCCUGUUCAUUGGGCAUCAGAAACCUUGGUUCCACAAUGACAGGGAUCUUGUCUCCAAACGGGAGAACACCUCCUCCCUCCCUCCUUCCUUAAACUCCUCACUCGUCUCCAUUUCUCCUCCUCCUCUCACUCCAUCCGUUCCCUCCUCUUCCCUCAAGAAUUCCCAGAAGUUGCAAAGCUUGUCUUCCCACUCCCUCAGUCCUCUUCCAUCCUUCUCCUCCUCCUUCUUCUCAGCUCUUCCUACCUCCUCAUUUCCGUCUUCCCUCCAUCCUCUCCCAUCCACUCCGCCCUCAUUGCACCCUCUUCCGACUUCCCUCUGUACCCUUCCUUCUCUUUCACCGGCAGGAGGUCGAAAAGGAAGGGUGUGCUGCGGCGUCUGUGGGAAAAGCUUCUAUGACAAAGGGACUCUGAAGAUCCACUACAACGCCGUCCACCUGAAGAUCAAACACCGCUGCACAGUGGCGGGCUGCACCAUGGUGUUCAGCUCCCUGCGGAGCCGGAACAGACACAGCGCCAACCCAAACCCUCGGCUCCACACGGGGGUCAGCAGAGACGUCCACACCGGCAGAAACGCCACCAUGGACCCACGCUCGGGCGCACACUCAGAAACUCUGAUUCACAAGAGUGUUCGCAAAACCGUGCACAACAACGCUCGGACACAAUCCUGCAGGGAGAACGAGAUCGGCAACACGCUUUGGCCACAGGAUGAAGAUGCACACACACUUGUGCACACACACACCAUGAACACAGGGUUAAACUGCCAAGCGGACCCACAACAAGCUGACUCCCCUCCUCCUUUUCCUCAGCCUCUGAAAGGAGACACCAACCAGGACUUCCCCCUGAGUGACUCCACCUACAGGUUUGACCUCCAAACUCAGGCUCCACCUCCUCAAAGUGCUUCCUCACCAGGCUCGCCGCCCUCCCUCGUCCCCAUGGUGCCCCAAGCCCCAGAGAAAACUGACUGCUGCCCAGGUCUUCAACCAGACCCCACGUCACCUGCUCCCCUCCCUGACCCCACCUCCAUCACCAUUACAAGCUGCAUGAGUCAACCUGUGCCACAUGACGAUGGUGUCCCAGAACAGAAACAAUUGGUCCCACUGACCAAUCAGCAGCGACCGUGGGAAACAGGCGACCCUCUGCCAAAGAAGAAGUCAAGGAAGUCGAGUAUGCCGGUGAAAAUAGCGAGAGAGAGGAUGGAGGAGGGGGGGAACAAGGACGAGGAGGAGUCCUGAAGAAAUGUAUAAUAUGUAUAAUUUGUAUAUUCUGUCUACGCUGAUACGCCAUCGCUCUCUCUGCCAGGAUGGUAGUGACAGCAUGCUGCUCUUGUGCAGGAGCUCCCUCUUGUGUUCAUUCUCUGUUGAUGAAAUAAACUCCAGCAAAACCUCAA
Messenger RNA from Notolabrus celidotus (New Zealand spotty), 2531 nucleotides. Its product is annotated as zinc finger protein basonuclin-2-like. Bases 208 to 2376 code for a protein of 722 amino acids. The record is from RefSeq and is a predicted model, not a curated record. Gene Ontology annotation, cellular component: nucleus. The transcript is spliced from 8 exons. Gene Ontology annotation, biological process: regulation of DNA-templated transcription. Lineage: Eukaryota; Metazoa; Chordata; Actinopteri; Labriformes; Labridae.